This is a messenger RNA of Cornus florida, 1621 nucleotides long. Its product is annotated as alpha-(1,4)-fucosyltransferase. Lineage: Eukaryota; Viridiplantae; Streptophyta; Magnoliopsida; Cornales; Cornaceae. Gene Ontology annotation, cellular component: membrane. The coding region runs from base 110 to 1327 and encodes 405 amino acids. The transcript is spliced from 3 exons. The record is from RefSeq and is a predicted model, not a curated record. Gene Ontology annotation, molecular function: alpha-(1->3)-fucosyltransferase activity.
GUUUAACGCAGACGCUGCUCUUCCCAUGGAAAAAUUCCACCGAUUUUCUCUCUACUUUUCUCUCUCUUCCCAUGAGAGAGGGGGAACCCAGUCGUAAAUUUACUCCACCAUGCCAUUGAAAUCCCUCAAUUCCUUUGUCAUCACCCUGAUGUUGGGUUUCGCAGUUCUCAUCUUCUUCUCUGGCUUCCUCCAAUUCCCAUCUGCCUCCACUUCGAUCCCAUCCGCUAAUGAUUUGAUUCUGUACUCUAAUUCUACACCAGACCCAUUUAGGGUUUUGCUGGGUGCUUUCAAGAGAUGGGACUCUCAGGUGGGUUGUUCUCAGUUUAGAGAAAAACACAAAGAGUUUCUGAGAAGUGGGUCAUCGUCUUCGUCCUCUUUGCAAGAGGUAGAUGGUGAAGUGGAUUGUAAGGAGUUGAAGAUGAGCCAUGUUAGUGUUUUGGUUAAAGGGUGGACUUGGAUUCCUGAUAAUUUGGAUAAUUUGUAUUCUUGUCGGUGUGGGUUGAGCUGUUUAUGGACCAAAUCUUCGGUUCUUGCUGAUAAGCCUGAUGCUUUGUUCUUCGAGACAACAACACCUCCACUUCAGAGACGCAAUGGAGAUCCACUUCGUGUAUACAUGGAUCUUGAGGCUGGCAGGAAGCGAUCAAAUGUUGAGGAUAUUUUUAUUAGUUAUCAUGCCAAAGAUGAUGUUCAGUCAACUUAUGCUGGUGCCCUCUUUCAUAAUAAUCGAAAUUAUCAUUUAUCUUCUUAUAAGAACAAUGAUACUCUUGUUUAUUGGUCUUCAUCACGGUGUCUUGCUCAAAGAAACCAGCUUGCCAAGAGUCUCCUCAGCUUGUUGCCUCACCAUUCAUUUGGCAAGUGCUUGAAUAACGUUGGAGGCCUAGACAAGGCACUCUCUCUCUAUCCAGAUUGCAUGAAGGAUGCCCGUUCGGCUCCAAAAUGGUGGGACCAUUUACAUUGUGCCAUGUCUCACUACAAGUUUGUCCUUGCAAUAGAGAACACUAUGACAGAGAGUUAUGUGACAGAGAAGCUAUUUUAUGCCCUAGACUCUGGAGCAGUCCCAAUCUACUUUGGUGCUCCCAAUGUUUGGGACUUUGUACCUCCACAUUCAAUCAUAGAUGGUACUAAAUUCAGCUCAAUGGAGGAGCUGGCUUCUUACGUGAAGGCCCUUGCCAUGGACCCUGUAGCGUAUGCAGAAUACCAUGCAUGGAGAAGAUGUGGUGUUCUUGGUAACUAUGGAAAGACACGGGCAGUGAGCCUAGACACGUUACCGUGCCGUCUAUGUGAGGCUGUGAGUAGGAAAGGUGGGAGAAAUGCAAGAGCCUUCUGAAGAAUCUGAACCUUUGCAUUAUUUUAUUUAUACUCAUUUGGAAAACGUGUUGCUGGUGAUCAUACUGGUUUCGGGAGGGUUUUUUUUUUUUUUUUUUCUGGGCCUUACUAAUCGUUGGUGUACAUGAGUAGAUUGACUUCUUGUAGAUAGACUCGAGCACAAGCACAAAUCAUUCGGUUGAGAAAUCUUGGGGAUCAGUUUUUCCAAGAACAAAUGGUUCAAUUGAUUAUUGUUCUCCUUCCUUCAGAAAAUAAUAAUAAUAAUAGAAAUCUGUCUGUAUUUCUGUUUCUCCAA